Messenger RNA from Iphiclides podalirius (scarce swallowtail), 570 nucleotides. NCBI's taxonomy places the organism in Eukaryota, Metazoa, Arthropoda, Insecta, Lepidoptera, Papilionidae. The record is from the annotation of a GenBank genome assembly.
AUGCUACACCAGGAGCUCGCUCUGAAAUACGGUCUCGCAGAUCGGAAACUGCCGUACUACAAGUACUCUCCGGAGGCCGUGCUCGAAAAUGACCGCGCCAGGCUCUAUUGGGACCGGCCCAUCAUCACGGACAGGACGAUUGUCGCGAACAAACCUGAUAUCGUGGUGAUGGACCGGGCACAGUCGCGGGUAUUUUUGGUCGACAUUACCAUUCCAUAUGACGACAACCUCGUGAAAGCCGAAACAGAUAAGAAGAUGAAGUAUCUGGACCUGGCUCACGAGGUGACCGACAUGUGGGGUGGAGUGCCGACCGAAAUUAUCCCAAUAUUCGUAUCUGCGAAUGGGUUGAUCCCAGUCAGGCUCUCCGGACAUCUGAGGCGACUGGGACUCCGGAACGGAACGCUCCAAGCUCUAAUGCAGAAAGCGGUGCUCCUCGAUACCGCCCGCAUCCGCCCGCAUCCGCUUUCUCUCCCUUUCACCCUAACCCUCGGCCGUUUGGUCUCCCCUGCCGAGGGCUUCCGUCUGGUUGGGUCCUAUUUAAAUAUGUAUUAUAUGUGGCGGCUAAAUAUU